GGCACUGACUGGCAUCACUGCUGGGCACUGACUGGCGGCACUGACUGGCACAACCGCUGGGAACUGACUGGUGGCACUGACUGGCAGCACUGCUGGGCUGCACUGGUGGGUGGCACUGGUGGUCAGCACUGGUGGGUGGGCACAGGUGGGUGGCACUGGUGGGCACAGGUGGGUGGCACUGGUGGGCACAGGUGGGUGGGCACAGGUGGGUGGCACUGCUGGGCACAGGUGGGUGGCACUGUUGGGCACAGGUGGGCGGAACUUGCGGGUGGCACUGCUGGGCACCGAUCAUCAGGGCACUGAUCAUCAGUGCCCUGAUGAUCGGUGCCGAUCCCCGCUCUGACAACUGCCGGUUCUCGGCAGUACUUUCCUCAUGAUCUGACAGCGUGAGGAAAGUGCAGCCGAGAACCGGCACUUGCAU
Messenger RNA from Staurois parvus, 421 nucleotides. Lineage: Eukaryota; Metazoa; Chordata; Amphibia; Anura; Ranidae. The record is from the annotation of a GenBank genome assembly.